CUGACUGCCUCGUUAAAACAAUUCGGUCAGAAGGCUACUUUGGCAUGUACAGAGGGGCUGCAGUGAACCUGACUCUAGUGACACCAGAAAAGGCUAUCAAACUGGCAGCCAAUGACUUCUUCCGGCAUCACCUCUCCAAAGACGGGAAGAAGCUGACGCUGCUGAAGGAGAUGCUGGCGGGCUGCGGUGCGGGUACCUGCCAGGUGAUUGUCACCACUCCCAUGGAGAUGCUCAAAAUCCAGCUGCAGGAUGCAGGGCGAAUUGCGGCACAGAAGAAGCUGAUGGCAGCGCAGGCCCAGCUCUCCUCUUCCUCAGCAGCCGGGGCGGCAGAGCCAGCGGUGGAAACGCGCACAACAGCAACACAGAUAACGAGAGAGCUGCUGCGGAGCAAAGGCAUCGCGGGGCUCUACAAGGGCCUGGGAGCCACGCUGCUAAGGGAUGUCCCAUUCUCUAUUGUUUACUUCCCACUGUUUGCAAACCUGAACAAGCUGGGCCAGAAAGACCCCAAUGUCAAGGCUCCAUUCUAUGUGUCCUUCCUCUCUGGAUGUGUGGCUGGCAGUACGGCUGCAGUGGCUGUCAAUCCUUGCGACGUGAUCAAAACACGGCUGCAGUCCUUGCAGAGAGGAGUGAACGAGGACACCUACUCAGGAAUCCUGGACUGCACCAAGAAGAUCUGGCAGAAGGAAGGGCCCAUGGCCUUCCUGAAAGGGGCAUACUGCCGCGCCCUGGUCAUUGCUCCUCUCUUCGGCAUCGCACAAGUCGUCUACUUCAUUGGCAUUGCGGAGUUCCUGCUGGGCAUGCUCCCCCGGCGCCAGGCCUAGCCCCGGCGUGCCUGCGUGUGCCCUCCUGCCCUCUGCAGCGCUGAAUUCAUCCCUGUGUUCGUCAGCCGUGUCGAUUGGUGUCAGAGCAACAGCACAAAGGGUUCGCGCAGGGACGCCGAGGGGACGCGGUCUCCGGACAAGCAAACGCGGAGAGGGAGAGAGUCCCUUUUCUGUCUCGGUCUGGAACCUGCCCCCUCCCACUCCUUCCACGGACAAUACCUAAUUAUGCAUAUCUUCUUUUUUUUUUUUCCCCUUUUCCUUUUUUUGGUUGUUUUUAAAUUGUCAUUCUUAAGGACACCGGUAAGCACAGACUGGGCUUGCAGACACAGAAGUCUCCUCCCAGCCUUGAGGAGGAAGAGGGAUGGGAAGGAAAUAGCCCGAACCCUCAUCCGCUUCAGUCCCCCUCUUUCUUCCUGGAGUUGCCAGUUAUCUGAGGAGGAGCUGGAGGGGCAGCUGUGUCCCCUCAGCCCCUCCUUGGCUCUGCUGGCCCUGGGUGGAGAGCAGGCACUGCGCAAAGGGG
Molecule: messenger RNA, 1341 nt
Organism: Tauraco erythrolophus (red-crested turaco)
Lineage: Eukaryota; Metazoa; Chordata; Aves; Musophagiformes; Musophagidae
Source: RefSeq, a predicted model, not a curated record